This is a messenger RNA of Oikopleura dioica, 1698 nucleotides long. NCBI's taxonomy places the organism in Eukaryota, Metazoa, Chordata, Appendicularia, Copelata, Oikopleuridae. The record is from the annotation of a GenBank genome assembly.
AUGGAAUACGAGCAGGCGACCACUUCGCAGGAGCAGGAAGAACCCGUCUAUGCUGAGUUGAAAACCGUGGUGCUUGAAGAAGUUCCUGAUGAUGCCACCUUGCAGGCAGGAACUUCUGGCGCGAUCGACGGACAUUUCGUCGAGAACGCUGGCUUGGCCCAGGAUGUUCAAUUUCAAGUGGGUGAGGAUAUUCCUGGAUUUUACGAUGGACCGUGGACACCUGGCCAGGACAUGGUCCCUGAGUUUCCAGAGUAUCCUGAGCAACCUGAGCAACCUGCUGAGCAGGCCCCCCAGUUUCCUCAGUAUCCUGAGCAAGCUCCUCCUGAGCAGGCCCCUCAGCAUCCUCGGUAUCCGGUGCAACCUGAGCAACCUGCUGAGCAGGCCCCUCAGUAUCCACAGUAUCCUGAGCAGCCUCCUCCUCAGCCAGAAGGCAUCAGACCUCAACAGCAGCAUCUCAAUGUCCCCUCAAGCAUCUCAAUGGGCCCUCAGUAUCCACAGGCCCCUCAGUAUCCUCAGUAUCCUCAGCAGCAUCCUGAGCAGGUUCUCUCUCCAGAAGAGAUCCAACAUGAACGGGACCAUCUCAACGGCCAGAUUCAAUACGUCAGGGGUGCAGUUGCCGAGGCAAUCAAGAAGCAGCCCUCUUUGAGCGGCAUGUAUCAGCACAUCCACUGCCUUGCCAUCGCAGAAUGUUUCACCAAGGAGUUCGCGGAGAUUUAUACCAAUAUCUACGUGCACUUCAUGGUCGAGCACAACCUCUCUCGACAACCAACCGAGGAGCUCAACAAAAUGGGCUCUCAGAUCGCGUUGAAUUACGUGAUCAAUUACUCGUGCGUGUUCAGUAAGCCCUAUCAAAACUACCCGCCGCCCCACCACCAUCAAUUCCACCACCAUCUUCAACACCAACAGCAUCAUCAACAGCUCAUUCAAAAUACUCCUGGGCCAUCAAGAAUGAUGCAUUGGCCUACAAGACAGCCCAUUGUCCAAGACCUGAAGUGGAAUCGCCAGCUCCAGCGAAUGCAGCCACAGUCACAGCCAUCUACUUCGGGCUAUUCCAACCAAGGAAAUUACUCAGGACCACCCCGAAAAAUCCUCAAAACUGAACAAGUGGCUCAGCAGGAAGAUGACGAGGAGGAAAUGGCAAUCCUCGAAGAGGUCCCCACUCCUCCAAUUCACACUCUUCCCCGUGACGACGCUAAGUUUGGAAAGUGGCCCUUCGAGCAGCCAAACGCGUACGGCUACAUCAACGACCCCAAAAAGCCGCACGAUCUCUUCUCGGUUUUCGAGCCGCACUUGAUCCACAAGGAUUUCCAGCACAUGGAAAGAAUGAAGGCGGCUAAAGAAGAGCAAGCAAAAUCCGCCCAGGAUGAUCAACCGGGGCCUUCGGGACUCCAAAACAUCAAGACCGAAAGAGCCGCGGAAGACGCUAUCCCCGCCCCAGGCCAUGGCUACACUUGCUUGCCCGUCCAGUGCGACGUGAUCAAGCCAAAGUGCAUCAAGUUGCUGGACGGCACCACCUACGUCAACGGAGUUGAAGUCGACAAGAACUCCAUCGUCCAGAAACAAACUUACAAGAAGCUCCCCUCCUUCGUGCCCUCUGUCACUCGCUCACAAGUUGCUGCUGGCGAGCAAAUGGCUGCGGAAGGAGAAGAAUCUCCAUUCGACCCCAAGCCCUACUGGAACACGGAUGCUGCUUUUUAA